Molecule: messenger RNA, 267 nt
Organism: Rotaria sordida
Lineage: Eukaryota; Metazoa; Rotifera; Eurotatoria; Philodinida; Philodinidae
Source: the annotation of a GenBank genome assembly
AUGACUGGUUUACUUGUUGCUAUUCUUGGUGCUAAUUAUUUGCUCAUGGUUCGAGAAACAGCUGUGAUUUGUUUUAAAUUUUCUGUAACUAUGCGAUAUUUAGCUGCAUUGUCUAUGUUUUCUAUGGUUAUAACUGGUAUUUCACCUCAGAAUUUACUUCUACUUGCAUUUGGUGAUGCAAUGGCAGCGACUUGGACAGUUGUUGUACUUAGAAAAGAUCAACAAGAAAAUCAAAGUAAACAGAAGAAUUUAAAUAAAAAGAACUAA